GACAUGGGAAAUGCGCACAGUUGGUUCACGUAGGUUUGACUGAUCCCAAUAAACUUUUUCAGAUCGCGAUCGACUCUCCCCCAGUUGAUGCCGGGGAUCAUGACCAUGAACGGUCACUACCAGUCGGCAGCCACAACGCCGCUGGAUUUGAGCACCACUAACCGAGUGCGUAGGAACACCAGGGACGCUGGCGUGACAGGCGGCUCACCUGCACCCCCGGCAUGUACAGGGACGGACAGUUUAGAAAAGUGUCCAGCUGUCAGAAGCGUACCGGUCUCAGCACCCAGUGUUUCUCGCAAGCGUCCAGCGGAUAGAUCUGCCUCAGAGCUUCCUUUUAGGAAACGCCGGUUUCUAGUCGAACCGGAGACCCAGAGACCGUCACCGUCUCCACCAGAAAGAGAAGACCGAUUUUCUCCUGCGGAAGACAAGACUUUACCUGCUCUUGCGGAAAGAGUCGUUAUAGCACCAGUGACUCCAAGGAGGGUGGAAGGACAGGGUCCAGAUGGAUACUCCAUAUGCUUUUUGCACCCACUGAGUUACGGUCAAUACCCAGUGUGCUUCUUGCCUUCUAUACCAGAGGCAAAUCCCCCUCUGGCCCACCAAACUGAAAGCCUGCUGUCUGGAAUCGCUCUGGCAACACGACAAGAUGAAGAUGGAGACACAGCACUCCAUAUAGCCGUGGUGCAGGGAGAAUUGGCCAUAGUCUACAAACUCAUCCAAUUCUUGAUGUGCGCUCGCAGAGAUGUUGAUAUCUACAACAAUCUCCGUCAGACUCCCCUUCAUCUGGCAGUGAUAACGAAGCAGGCAGACAUGGUGGAAGCUUUGUUGAAGGCAGGGGCCGACCCCGCAGCCUUGGACCGUAAUGGGCAAACAGCGCUCCACCUCUGCUGUGAAUAUGACCAGCACAAUUGCUUGUCUGUAGUCCUUUCUAUGCCCUCAUCUGCUACGUGCCUGGAGAUCAGAAAUUAUGAGGGUUUGAGCCCUCUGCAUCUGGCUGUGCUGCAGGGACAUAAGCAUUUGGCAAGAAUGUUACUGGAUGCAGGCGCUGACAUCAAUGCUAUGGACAUCAAAAGUGGCCAGAGUCCUCUCAUGCACGCUGUGGAGAGCAAUAACAUAGACAUGGUCCACUUCCUCAUUGAGAAUAGAUGUGAUGUCAACAGCCAGUCAUAUAGUGGGAACACAGCCCUACACAGCGCUUGUGGCCGAGGUCAAGUGGAGACAGUGCGGCUGCUGCUGAAGAGCGGAGCUGACAGUAGCCUCAAGAACUACCAUAAUGACACCCCCGUGAUGGUGGCCAAGAACAAAAAAAUAGCAGAUGUGUUACGAGGGAGAGGCUCCAAGCAGACAAGAGUUCAAGAUCAGCCCUGCAUGUCAGUUUCACCAAAUGACAGCAACCUAACAGAAAAUGGGUCCCCAUCUCCCAGCCAGAGUCGUGGAUGCUCGCCUUCGACUACACCACACACCAUUCAUCAGAACGCUUCCCACUCUCCAGACGCUUCCAUUUUGCGAUCUCAGACUUACCAGCCAGUGGGGCUUUCCUCUAUGUCCACGCAGACAAACAUCAAAGAAACAAUCAGACAACAGUAUCCUGGAGAGGGGUUCAACCAGUGGGAUGGUGGGCCAAGAAUGGGCUGCACCUGAAAUUAGACUAAAGCUGCCAUUUUUUUUCUGGACUCCAUGAAAAAAAAAAAGGCAGUCAUAGGUGUCCUUCUUUGGGCUUUCAUGCCUUGACAGACUGCCUGCAACCUCCCUGCUUCACUUGUUGCUUCUAGGGAGUCCUGUCCUAUACUGAGUCUUUGAAAACUGGGGAGCAAAACACUGCUGUGAUCAGCUGGAUUUUUCAACAUAAAGCUAUGCAUCGGUAGAAAUAUUGCACUGCAUGCAUUCAAGACUGAACAUGAAGACUAGUUUUAUGUACAGACAUCAGUAAAUGACGGCUAUGGACCAAAGCUCAAUGAACUCCCAGUCCUUUUGUCUUGAUUUGGGAAUGAUGCUAUGGAACAAAUGUACCUGGCCUUACUUGAACUGUGUAUAUUGCAUGUACAUUAUGCUUGGCUUUAUUAUUAUGGCACCAAGACUUUUUACGUUUGCAGUCUGCUUAAAAGACCUGGCAUACAUUGCACAGUCAAAUACCUUGUUUCCCUCCUUCUCGUAAUCUAAGUAUGCCCAUUGUACCUUUCAUGUCUGUUA
Archocentrus centrarchus (flier cichlid) is the source of this 2190-nucleotide messenger RNA. It is a transcript of the gene bcl3, whose product is annotated as BCL3 transcription coactivator. The transcript is spliced from 9 exons. Gene Ontology annotation, biological process: cellular response to tumor necrosis factor. Gene Ontology annotation, cellular component: cytosol. Gene Ontology annotation, molecular function: NF-kappaB binding. Bases 88 to 1641 code for a protein of 517 amino acids. Lineage: Eukaryota; Metazoa; Chordata; Actinopteri; Cichliformes; Cichlidae. The record is from RefSeq and is a predicted model, not a curated record.